CAAAAUGGCUUCUCGCAAGACGGACAAGUAUUCAGUUUUACUUCCAACCUACAAUGAAAGAGAGAACCUACCACUUAUUGUGUGGCUGCUAGUGAAGUCUUUUACUCAAAGUGGGUACAAUUAUGAAAUCAUAGUAAUCGACGAUGGUAGUCCUGAUGGCACUCUGGAAAUUGCAAAAGAGUUACAGAAACUUUAUGGCAAUGACAAAAUAGUUUUGAGACCAAGAGCUACAAAGUUAGGGUUAGGUACCGCAUAUGUGCAUGGUAUAAAACAUGCUACUGGUAAUUUUGUGAUCAUAAUGGAUGCUGAUCUUUCCCACCAUCCGAAAUUCAUACCACAAUUUAUUAAAAAACAAAAAGAAUUAAAGUGUGACAUUGUAUCUGGAACUCGGUAUAUUGGUACUGGUGGAGUGUACGGUUGGGACUUCAAACGAAAGCUGAUCAGUCGUAGUGCAAAUUUCCUAGCUCAGUUUCUGCUGAGACCCGGAGCCUCAGAUCUGACAGGUAGUUUCAGAUUGUACAAAAAAGAUGUUUUACAAAAAAUAAUUGAUUCCUGCGUUUCCAAGGGAUACGUUUUCCAAAUGGAGAUAUUGGUUCGAGCUAACCAAUUUGGAUUCACACUAGGAGAGGUUCCUAUCACAUUUGUGGAUCGUGUCUACGGAGAGUCCAAGCUCGGAGGAAGCGAAAUUGUUCAAUAUGCUAAGGGUCUACUGUAUUUGUUUGCUACUACGUAAAUAAUUGAUGUAAUAAAUAUGAUAUACUGUGGGGAUAUAUACAUACCGAUAUAAGAAAAUUAUGAGAUCCAAUUAUUAAAAAGUUGAUGUGUUCAUUUUAAUCACGAUAUAAUUAACUUUUUGUACACAAAGUCAACAUUUGUCACCACCUUUCACAAAAAAACUUGAAAUAUUUGAUUUUAGAGAUUACCCUGGUAUAUUCUAAGUAAUGAACAAAUUUACAAUCAGAUUGAGUUGUUCGUCUGAAUGGCUUUUUUUGAUAUCACAGAAGCACUGUCAUGUCACGGAAGGGCAUGACUUGAUGAGAAGAUUUCAUAACUGGUUUUCAAUUCCACAUUAAUGAGUCACCGAGCAUGGUAUAUUGAUUAAUGAUUCUUUAUGGUAAAUACUAGAGUGAAGUCAUUGCCGGACAUUUCAGUCUUCAAAAAAAUACAAAAUAUUGUAAAUUCAAUUGUAAGUCCAGUUUUUAAAAUAAUAAAAAAAUGUUGUUGCAAA
Messenger RNA from Saccoglossus kowalevskii, 1228 nucleotides. RefSeq names its product dolichol-phosphate mannosyltransferase subunit 1-like. Gene Ontology annotation, cellular component: endoplasmic reticulum membrane. NCBI's taxonomy places the organism in Eukaryota, Metazoa, Hemichordata, Enteropneusta, Harrimaniidae. The record is from RefSeq and is a predicted model, not a curated record. Gene Ontology annotation, biological process: GPI anchor biosynthetic process; dolichol-linked oligosaccharide biosynthetic process; protein O-linked glycosylation via mannose. Gene Ontology annotation, molecular function: dolichyl-phosphate beta-D-mannosyltransferase activity.